This is a messenger RNA of Hyalella azteca, 835 nucleotides long. Its product is annotated as mitochondrial glutamate carrier 1. Gene Ontology annotation, molecular function: L-glutamate transmembrane transporter activity; ATP:ADP antiporter activity; L-aspartate transmembrane transporter activity. Gene Ontology annotation, cellular component: mitochondrial inner membrane. The record is from RefSeq and is a predicted model, not a curated record. Lineage: Eukaryota; Metazoa; Arthropoda; Malacostraca; Amphipoda; Hyalellidae. Gene Ontology annotation, biological process: malate-aspartate shuttle; L-glutamate transmembrane transport; aspartate transmembrane transport.
GCUGGAUUGUUUCCGUAAAACAUUCCGCUCUGAAGGCUACCUUGGCAUGUACCGUGGGUCCGGGGUCAACAUCCUUCUCAUUACACCUGAGAAGGCCAUCAAACUCACUGCAAAUGACUUCUUCAGACAUCACCUCACCACUAAAGAUGGGAAGUUGGGCUUGACUCGUGAGAUGGCGUCAGGAGGACUAGCAGGUCUGUGCCAGAUCGUGAUCACCACGCCCAUGGAGCUCCUCAAGAUACAGCUACAGGACGCGGGUCGUGUCGCUGCUCAGGCCAAAGCCUCUGCAGGCGGGGCCACGGUGGCAGUACCGAAGGUGUCAGCCACGGCCAUCACGCUGGGGCUGCUGAAGGAGAAAGGCAUCAUGGGGCUGUACAGGGGCACGGCGGCCACCAUGCUUCGUGACGUGAGCUUCUCUGUCUGCUACUUCCCUCUCUUUGCUCACCUCAACUCACUCGGACCGAGGAAAGCGGACGGAUCUGGGGAGGCAGUUUUCUGGUGCAGUUUCCUAGCGGGCUGCGCGUCAGGGUCUCUGUCUGCCCUGUUCGUGAACCCCUUCGACGUGGUCAAGACACGGCUGCAGGUCCUCACUAAGGGCGCCCAGGAUAAGACCUACAACGGAAUUCUUGAUGCCUUUGGACGUAUUCUGAAGGAUGAAGGGCCCAAAGCUUUCUUCAAAGGCGGCGCCUGCCGUAUGAUGGUGAUCGCUCCUCUGUUCGGCAUCGCCCAGAUGGUUUACUUCUUCGGUGUCGGUGAAAAAAUUCUAGGCUAUAACCAGUAGAUCUGGUCCCAUUAUUUCAGUAGAUCUGGGCCUAUACUUUCAAAAAAAGUUAAG